GGCUAGCAAUUGACAACAUUCUGUGCCGUCACAUACACUAAUUCCUGAAUUGACGCGGAAAGUGAAGCUACUCAGUCAAAAUGUCGCUCUCACCCGAAUCUCGCAUCCAGUUCACUCCGAUCAUCGAUUCAAUCCUAGCUAAAAGCGAUUUGAAUACCAUAUCCGAGAAGCGCAUCCGGAAAGGCCUCCAGGAAGAGAUUGGAUAUGACCUUACCCCGCAAAAGGCUGCUGUCAAGCAGCUUAUUAUGGAACGGUUUGACAUCUUUGCGGCAAAAGGAGGCGUCGCGACUGCACCUGAACCGGCCGCGACGGCUGUUGCAACCACCAAUGGUCAUAAACCCGAUCACGAAUCCGAAACACCCCCUGCGGAAACUUCGUCUCCUUCACGCUCUUCGGUUUCUCACAAACGUCAAGCAGAUAGCGAGGAUGGUUUUGAUCUUUCGAGCAAGACUCCUCCGGCCAAGAAGAAGAAGCCCGAUAAUGACAUUGAUGCGGACGCCUUAUUCGCUGCAAAGCUACAGGCGGAGGAGAAUAUGCGCGCUCGUCAGACGCGCGGGGGUAAUACACGCAGGGCCCCUCCGGUAAAGAAGAAGACCAAGGCAAAGACAUCCAAGAAGGUCAAGGCGGAAGAUGAUUCCGAUCUCGAGUCGGGGUCGGAAUCAGGAAAGAAAGUCAACCGGUCAGGUGGUUUUCAUAAACCUCUCACCCUCUCACCGGCGCUUUCCGCUCUAUUGGGCGGCGAGGUUACUCUCUCGCGUCCACAAACGGUCAAGCGAGUUUGGCAAUACAUUCACGAGCACCAGCUUCAAGACCCUAGUGACAGGCGACAGAUUUGCUGCGACGACGCAAUGCGUGCCGUCUUCAAACAAGACCGUAUACACAUGUUUACAAUGACCAAGAUUUUGAGCCAAAACUUGUAUAGCCCCGACGAAUGACCUGUUGCCGUCUACUUUGAGCUUCAGUGGCCCCUGCCUUGAGGACCGGGAAGGCUGCGGCGGCUGUCACGCUGCACUUACGACUAUCUUAUUUCCACUCAUUGCACCGCAUAUGGAGACCUGGCGCUACAUUGCUUUUUUGCUUAUUCUCUCAUUGUUAUCUCAUAGUGUUUUACCCUUGGA
Messenger RNA from Aspergillus homomorphus CBS 101889, 1118 nucleotides. RefSeq names its product SWIB/MDM2 domain protein. The record is from RefSeq and is a predicted model, not a curated record. Lineage: Eukaryota; Fungi; Ascomycota; Eurotiomycetes; Eurotiales; Aspergillaceae. Gene Ontology annotation, molecular function: RNA polymerase I cis-regulatory region sequence-specific DNA binding. The transcript has 5 exons. Gene Ontology annotation, biological process: transcription initiation at RNA polymerase I promoter; nucleolar large rRNA transcription by RNA polymerase I. Gene Ontology annotation, cellular component: RNA polymerase I upstream activating factor complex; nucleus. The coding region runs from base 81 to 935 and encodes 284 amino acids.